Messenger RNA from Dermatophagoides farinae (American house dust mite), 1848 nucleotides. NCBI's taxonomy places the organism in Eukaryota, Metazoa, Arthropoda, Arachnida, Sarcoptiformes, Pyroglyphidae. The record is from RefSeq and is a predicted model, not a curated record.
UAUAUCGAAAACACAUUGAUUUGAAAAUAAUCAAAUUAAUAUUUAAAAAAAUUUUAAUGAAAUAAUGAUCUAUUCUUGUGUUGUUAUUGUGUGGACAUAUAUUUAAAAAAAAAAACAAAAUGAAAAUCUGCAUUGCAAAUUCUGGCCAUAAAAAAAACGAGUUUGAAUUUCAUCUCGUGUUAUUUUUAGAUUAUGAUUUCAUAUUCUGAAAUCAAAAUGAUUAUGCUAAUAAUAACAUUGGUCAUCGAUCAGCUUUUGAUCAACGUAUUGGCACAGGAUACGGAUGAGAUUUGUAUGAAAACAUUGGCUGGCUAUGAUGGCAGUGAUGAUUUAAAUAUUUUAACCAUUGGAAUGACACGUAUUCAUAUGUUAUUGGUGACCAAAGAUUAUAAUGUUUAUGCAAUCAAACGUGAUUCAAUGAAUGUGGCUAUAAAUACAUUAUAUUUACAUAAAAAAUCAUCACCAUUAUUGAAUAUUUAUCCAAAACUUUAUAAUAGUAAAGAAUGGCAAGAUAUUCAACAUUAUGUUUACAAUUCUAUAACAUUGAUUGAUAGUUAUACUGAUUGGUUUUGUUUUCUUACAUCGAAACUUUUAUAUCCAUCAUUUGGUCUAUGCUAUGAUCUUACUCAUUCACGAAUAAUUGUUGGCUGGCGUUUGGCUAAUCGUUUUAAAGAAGUGACCAUAUCCAGUACAAGACCAGGACAUUUUUAUACGAUAAGAAAUAAAAGUGAUGAUAAUCCAUCAUUACAGAUAGCUUCAUACAAUACAUCGGAUUCUGCAAUACAGGAUAAAACUCGUAUUAGACUAGGUGAAUUUCGUUCAAUUUGUUUUGAUGAUAAGGAUACUAAACAAAUUCGUAUACCAAUAACUUCAAUAUGGAAAAGUUGUAGUAAACCUGUCGAAUGGUCUGUAAUGAAAGGUUUUGUUGCUAAUGGUCGUUUCUAUCUAUUUACAAAGGAAUCAAUCUAUUCAUUUAAUGAAGAUGUUUAUGAUAGUCCAGAAGAAUCAUAUCCAUUUCAAAAUCAUUCAUAUCAAUCAUUUUUCAAUUGUAUUGGAUCACCAACAAUAAUUACAACGAUUGUGACAACAGAAUCAAACAGUCAAACAUCAUCAUCGUCAGUUGUAACCGAAACACAAACUAAUACUAUGUCAUCUAUUACAACAACACAUUCAACAACAGUGGUACCGUCAACUGUUUCGAAAUCAAACAUCAUGUUGGCUGCAAUUAUCACAGCAAUUUGUCUAUUUGCUUUUUAUUAUUAUUGUUAUAGAGAACAAAAUUCAAUUCAAAUAGAAUCAAUUUAUAGUAGUAAUAAGGUGAUGGGAAAAAGCCGUUCAGGUUCAAUUCGUAUACAGAAUAUUCAGGCGAAUCCAAAUCGUCGACGAUCACCAUCAUCAUCAUCAUCAUCAUCAUCAGUGAUAAAAUCAUCAUCAAAGAAACGAAAAACAUUGAACAAAAAAUCAAGACGAAGUAUUUCUAAUCGACAAUUAUCAUUAUCAGCUUCUGGUGUAAGCAAUAGUAAGAAACGAAAAUCAAAUAAAUGAAUCGAAAAACUAAAUAAAUAACCAAUCAAUCUCAUACAAAAGAUUCGAAUUGAAAUUAAUAAAUGAAAAUUUAUAAAACAGUAACAAAAUUGUUGUCAUUGAAUCUAAACAAAAAUCCCAUUUAAUUGUUAAAAUCCUGAAUCACUAUCUAUGUUAUUUUUGGAUUAAUCCGGAUUUUCGUUUUUGAGUAUGACAAUCAAUGAGAAGAAGAAACCACUCAGGAUUAAUCUUGCAAUACACUAUAUAUGGUAGUUUUAUUAGGUCACAUAAUAAAUUUGAUGAUGACUAUAUAAAUUGUUUUCA